Molecule: messenger RNA, 666 nt
Organism: Pleurotus ostreatus (oyster mushroom)
Lineage: Eukaryota; Fungi; Basidiomycota; Agaricomycetes; Agaricales; Pleurotaceae
Exons: 2
Coding region: 1-666 (221 amino acids)
Cellular component (GO): mitochondrion
Molecular function (GO): nucleic acid binding
Source: RefSeq, a predicted model, not a curated record
AUGCGCAUGCAUGGGGGAGCUCCUCAAUUGCGAUUGUUAACAGCAAAGGUAAUUCUGGGCGGCCAGAUCCCGAUCCCGCAUUCCCGUCGCAACGUACACGCACAAACAGCGACACGAUGCACCACUGUUGCGAAAGGGACGGCCUUCGAGCACCGCUCGCUGCAAAUCCUCGCUCACGACUUGGCCAUGGAUCUCCACCGCGUAGGCGGCAAGGACGAUGGCGGAGUCGAUUUGAUAGGCUGGUGGAAGUUGCCCCGUUUUCCUUCAAACCCCACCUCUGCUACCUUCCCCGAGCGCAUCCGGGUUGUGGCCCAGUGCAAAGCUGAAAAGAAGAAGAUUGGCCCGAAAUAUAUACGCGAAUUGGAAGGUGUUCUACACGAACAUAUACACAUGGCGCGGCAUCCUAACUCACAGCAUGUCGAAGAAAACAUCUUAUUCAGCCCCAAGACUGGCGAUGUAGCUGCAUUGAACCCGGACGCGUCUUGGCAUCAAUUUCCCACCGUUGCCUUGUUCAUCAGUGAAUCGCCAUUCACCAAGUCCGCUAUUCUUCGCAUGCUGUCAUCAACUGUCCCUCUUCUCUUCCUCCAUAUUCCUCCUGCCCCCUCAGGCACCUCUUCUCACGAUUUAGGCAUUACCGAAGACUCCUCCAUAGGACAGCACUGGUAA